CCAUUUUGUACCCCCAUCCCACCGGACCUGUGUGUGUGAGCAGCUGAGAGGGGGCUGAGUUGCCGGUGGGAUUAAAUCACAGCAGUACCUCAAACUGUGACCAUCCCCCUGCUACUGUCACCCAGCGUCCCUGCAACCCCGGGGACAAGAAACAACCUUGUCCCCACUACACCCAACGGUCCUGGCUGCCAUGGGGGCUCCCACAGGGGCAGGGCAGCGUGGAGGAGCAGGUGCAGUCCCCCGGAGGGACGGGGACAGGUACGGGCCCUGCAGACAGGGCAGGGAAGCAGACGGGAGAAGGCAGCCCCAUGUUUCGCAGGGCUGCAGCCCGCUCUCCCAGCGACACCCGGCGGGUGCUGCGGGAAGAGCUGCCAUGAGGCAUCCUGGGGCGGUGGGUCCUGGGAUGGGAGAGGGGGGGCUGCUGCUGGGAGUGACCGGGGGUCUGUCUCCUCACCCGUGUCACCUCCCCACCGGUGCAAAUGGCUCGUCCGCUGGCUCACGGCUUGGUCCCCGCAGUGUCCCGAGGUGGGACAGCUGCCUCACUCGGAGGCUCCCCAGCGCCCCAUGCCAACCCGUGACGCCGCAGAGAUCCCGAUGGGGACAGGGAACCGUCACCGGGUGACACUUGCACCUGCAAGAAGAGCCCGUGAUAGGUGGGACGCAGUUCAGGCGGGGACAAGGACAAAGUCCAGGACACCGCCAAGAAUAAUAACCCCCCGAGCUGAGGACUCUGCCAGCUGGGACCAAGACGAAGAGCAGAGCAGGGCCAGGCUGUCAUCCGUCCGCAUCCGGAGGUGGUGACGCGCCCGCCUAACGUCACUGCUCCGGCAGCCAGGACUGGCUCCCGCCCGCGUGGUGCUGCCGAUUCCCCAAAGCGCAGUGAGUUACCCUUGGGAGGUUGCCGAGGGACCGGUCAGACCGGAGCCCGUUUCCUGCCCGGCUCCUGCUCCAGCCCCGAUGCCUCCCCGCGGGGCCGGGGCCGUGGCGGGGCCGCUGCGCCCGCCAGGCUCAGCCCCGUGAGACGUGAGUUUCCUCUGGCGGCCUCAACGCCCCGGCAGGGGGCUGGAGACGGCUCUGCGCGACCGCGGGGGCAUGGAACGUAGGGGUAUGGAACGCCAGAGCUCUCCCCAGCAGCGGGAUGGGAGUGGGCAAGGGAUGUGCCCGGAGCUCAGGUGACUCAGCUGAGUGGUACGAGCAGAGGCUGGGCUGCUGGGGCCUGGCUCUUGCGGCCACCCGAGCGUGACGGGAUCGCGCGGGUCCUGACUGGGAAGGAACGGGCGCUGCCUCGUCCUGCCCGGCAGAUAAAGUACGGGAGCUACGAGGCGUCCAUUCCCAGCAGAACAGCUGCCCAGACCACUCAGCCCCCAGCACAGCAGCGUCACUCCCAGGCCCAGGCACCCAGCCCUGAGACAUGGCACUGCUCACCCACCUUCUGGCCUGUGCCUUCGGCAUGGGCUCCUGGGUGGCCAUCAACGGGCUGUGGGUGGAGGUGCCACUGCUGGUGACAGUGCUGCCGGAGCAGUGGUACCUCCCCUCCUACAUUACCAUCAUCAUCCAGAUGGCCAACGUGGGACCACUCUUCGUCACCCUCACGAAUCACUUUCGGCCCGGCUUGCUGAAGGAGGUGGCUGUUAUCUAUGUGAUCAUAUUCGUGGGUGUCAUGGCCUGCUUCCUCCUGGCUUUCCUCUGGAGCCACACAUCUGUCAUUGCUGGGACGUCCCACAGCAUCCCCUUCCUAAUCCUUACCUUCUUCCUGGCCCUGGUGGACUGCACCUCCUCUGUCACCUUCCUGCCCUUCAUGACGCAGCUGCAGCCCCAGUACAUGAACACCUUCUUCAUAGGCGAAGGGCUAAGUGGGCUGAUUCCUGCUCUUGUUGCCCUGGGCCAGGGCUCUGGUAUCUCCAGCUGUGCCAAUGUCAGCUAUGAGGUCAACAUCACCACCGGCAACGAGACCGUGGAGAGCACCCUCUUCCAGCUGGAGACCCGCUACCUCCCACCCAACUUCUCCACCUUAAUCUUCUUCCUGCUCAUGACUGCAAUGAUGCUGACCUGCUUGCUGGCCUUCUUCCUCCUCACCCGACAGCCCAAGGUGUGGGAGCUCUCUCAGCAGCACCUCUUUCCCAGCAACAUUGUGCUGAACUCAUUUGACCAGAUCCUUGACGAGGGAGCUGACUCGCAGCUGGGCAGAGGCUGCUCAUGCCCAAAGGAUCCCAAGGGACCUGGGGACAUCAUGCCACAGAAGGUCUUCUACUCCCUAGCCCAGCUCAGCCUGAUCUACCUCCUCAUCACCUGGGUGAGCGCCCUGACAAACGGGGUCCUGCCAUCUGUGCAGUCCUACUCCUGCCUGCCCUACGGACACACCACCUACCACCUGGCAGCCACACUCAGCUCCAUGGCCAACCCCCUCGCCUGCAUUGUGGCCAUGUUCCUGCCCAACAGGUCCCUGACCCUGAUGGUCAUCCUCACCAUGGCAGGGACAAGCUUUGGUGCCUACAACAUGGCCAUUGCAGUGAUGAGUCCCUGCCCAUUCCUCCAGCAGUCCCAGUGGGGUGAUGCCAUCAUCGUCCUCUCCUGGGUGCUGUUCACCGGGACACUCUCCUACAUGAAGGUGAUGGCUGGGGUGAUCCUGCGGAGCCGCAGCCGCAGCGCGCUGGUGUGGUACGGGGUGCUGGAGCAGCUGGGCUCCCUCCUCGGAGCACUGGUCAUGUUCCCCCUUGUCAACAUCUACAGCCUUUUCAAAUCUGCUGACUACUGCAGCCUGCAGUGCCCAGCAUGAGUAGGGUGGACACCCCAAGACCGCUGCUCUUGCCAGCAUGAACUCCAGCGAGGCUGGCUGGCUGGGAAGCAGUGCUGGGACCAGGACAGCUGCAGACAUGCUGUGGGUCUGCAAGCUCCCUGAUGGGCUCUGCCAGGGAGCAGCACCUCCAGGGCUUUGUCCCCAGCCUGGGCAUGGGGUGUUCCCAUCAUGUGAAAGCAAUAGAAGGUGUUUUACUCAGCCCUCUGC
Poecile atricapillus (Black-capped chickadee) is the source of this 3004-nucleotide messenger RNA. RefSeq names its product solute carrier family 52 member 3 (gene SLC52A3). NCBI's taxonomy places the organism in Eukaryota, Metazoa, Chordata, Aves, Passeriformes, Paridae. Gene Ontology annotation, molecular function: riboflavin transmembrane transporter activity. Gene Ontology annotation, biological process: riboflavin transport. The record is from RefSeq and is a predicted model, not a curated record. Bases 1412 to 2776 code for a protein of 454 amino acids. Gene Ontology annotation, cellular component: plasma membrane. The transcript is spliced from 4 exons.